Molecule: messenger RNA, 3382 nt
Organism: Aquila chrysaetos chrysaetos
Lineage: Eukaryota; Metazoa; Chordata; Aves; Accipitriformes; Accipitridae
Product: ubiquitin-associated protein 2-like
Cellular component (GO): nucleus; cytoplasm
Molecular function (GO): protein binding
Source: RefSeq, a predicted model, not a curated record
UUUACUCUGGAUAUCUUUAAAGGAAAUCUCUUUGCUAGCUUAAAAGUUGCAGUGGGCCUGAGGAGGCUGAAGUCAGAGCGAGAAGAUGGAUCAACAGGGCUUAAUUCCUGAAACCAGCAGACCUUUUGUUUUUGCUCUCUGCUGAGCUCUCAGCAGACAACCAAGAGUGAGCUCCUUUGCACAGAGUACUGCACUGACCGGCACCAGGGCUGGCACGGGGAAUUCCAGAGCAGGCUCUCCUCUGUGUUACCAACUGACGUAUGAAGCUGUCAGCAUGACGCUUUGAAAAUGUGAAGUAGCAACUCCAUUACAAACGCUAAUUGUCUUGGAACGUCGCCUCUGAGCACAGCAAAUGUCGCUUCCCUCAAGGAACUGGGACAGCUGCAGUAACUUCUCAGCAAAUAAGCAGCCGGUGGUGUACGGUGGAGUAAUUUUUAGACUCUUCUCAGGAUUUACACUUGGCGACCUCCUCUAGAGCUCGUAUUUGUGGUGAACUCCAAAAGUGAAGCAGUUUGAGGCUGAUUAAGUCUGAACUCGUGAGGCACAGAUUUUCACGUGGGUAUUCUGUGAAGUGAGACUGCGAAAGGCAACAGCAGAACAGAUUCGCCUUGCUCAGAUGAUCUACGAUAAGAACGAUGCAGAUUUUGAAGAUAAAGUGAAACAACUUAUGGAAGUGACGGGGAAAAACCAGGAUGAGUGCAUAGUGGCACUACAUGAUUGUAAUGGGGACGUGAACAGAGCAAUCAACAUACUGCUGGAAGGAAUUUCAGACACGACUUCUUGGGAGACUGUAGGGGGAAAGAAGAAAAGCCUUGGAAAGGAAAGUUCAGAAAACAAAGAGAACAGAGAAAAACGAGGGGACAGAGAAGCGAGUCAUGGACGGGGAAGUUCCAACAGACGGGGAAGAGGAGGCAGCCGUGGCCGAGAGUUUAGAGCCGAAGAGAAUGGAGUGGACAACAAUCAAGGAGACAGGCCUUCAGACCGUGGGAAACGUGGCCGUGGGAGAGGGUUUGGACGUGGCAGAGGGAGCGGAGCGGGGAGGUUUUCAGCCCAAGGCAUGGGGUCUGGUGCUCUGAAAGGAUAUGAUACUGGUUUCUCAUCAGUCAGCCACCUGCUGAGAAACUAUCAUCUGAGAGUGGCUUAUCAUUGUGCAUAUAAACUAAUGCUUUAUAAGUUGGGGAGGAGUAGGACAUUUAACCCUGCAGACUAUACAGAGUCUUCUGCCACUGAUGGCUUUGGGACAAAAUCAGAGACUUGGGAGACUGGUCAGAAUGAUGCAGAUGAUGGAACUGAGCCAACACAGAGCAGAUGUUACCUUGCUCAGGACCUGCCAAAUAAUUUUGGAUUCCAAGGAGCGUGGAAAAACUCAAUAGAAGAAUGGACAGCAGAAGACUGGAAUGAAGAUCUUUCUGAAACAAAAGUCUUCACCGCUUCUUCUGUUCCAGCUGAGAAUCAUGUGACUCCUGGGCAAAGCAUUGAUUUGGUAACACUGCUUCAAAAACCCGUGACUUCCACCCAAGAGACAGAAGGCAACUCAUUUGAGGCUCCCCAGCAGCAGACCUUUGGCCAAGCCCUAGUCUUCACAAAUUCUCAACACAACACCCAGAUGGCAUCAGGAACUGGCAGCUCCAGUGCUGUAAACUCUUAUUCUCCUCAAAGUCUGUCUGCAGUUCUUUGUUCUGGCUUUGGAGAACUUGGAUCCUCUAAAUUGGCAAACUCUACUGGAUCCCAAAUCUUGGACCAAUUGAAAUCUCCAGAUUUGGGUCAGUUUACCUCUCAACAAAACAAUAGUCGCUCUACCACCACUACCACAACUACCACAUCAUCCUGGGAUCUAAAACCGCCUGUUACUCAGUCCUCAGUCCUUAGUCAGUUUGACUUUAAAUCCCAGCCUGAACCAUCCCCAGUUCUGAGCCAGCUGACCCAGCGACAGCAACAACAAACACAGGCAGUCCCUGUUCCUCCUCCUGGGCUGGAGUCCUUCUCCCAGAUAAAACUCCAUGAGCCAUCACCAGUAGACACCUCUACAGCUGUUAGCAAAAUGUUACAGCUUCCCACUAUAUCUAUGGAUAACCAGGCAGUGACUGCCCAUCAAACCCAGCAGAAACAGAUAAAACCACCAAAACGGAGGAUAACUCCAGCAUCUAAGAUUCCUGCCUCUGCAGUUGAGAUGCCUGGAUCAGCAGAUGUGACAGGGUUAAAUGUUCAGUUUGGAGCUCUGGAGUUUGGAUCAGAGCCUGCACUCCCAGAGUUUGGAUCAACUUCAAGCAGUGAGAAUACCAGCCAGGCGACCAACAAUAGCUUGUACUCAAAGUCUGGAAAGUACGUUGAUCCUUUGAAUACCUCUUUGCCAAUAUCCAGUACAGUACAGGAGUCCACCUACACAACCUCUGCCAUCACCUCUUCCAGUCUGACCUGCUCAUCCCAGAGCACUAGCCCAGUAACAACUUCCUCCUAUGACCAGACUUCUGUGCAUAGUAGGAUAACGUACCAAAGCUCCAUGGCUCCAUCUGAAUCAACCCCUGUUGCAGUUACGAACGGGCACAGCGGUGUUAGAACACAGGCAACUCUUGACACUACUUCAUCAGUUCCAGCGCCCAAGGCAGAGCCUUCUCCCUCACUACCUUCUGCUGGUUCUCUGCCUAGCGUGGUAUCCACCACUGCUUCACUUCUGCCUUCAGCAUCGCAGCACACAGCAACGUUGCCCAGCUUGCCUCAGUCCAGUGAUUUGGCCAGCAGCUCACUUUCCCAGUUAAGCAGCUCCCUUUCCAAUCAUCAGAGCAGCCUCUCCCCUGCCUCAGUGUUGUCUUCAAGCACAUCACAUGCACACACUAGUGUUGAGAACACAACUUCACUCCAGCCCUCAACAACCUUUUCAACUGUUUCAAGCUCAGCUACUAGCACCACCUCUUCAGUUGUCAGCAUGGCAAGCAGUAUGAACACUACAAACAGCCUUGGCCUGGGCGUUACCAGUGUGUCUAUACCAGCUGCUACCACACGGGCGGCUCCCUUAGUGUCUUCAGGCAAAGCUCCCCCAAACCUGCCCCAAGGUGUACCGCCCUUGUUGCAUAACCAGUAUAUUGUGGGACCUGGAGGACUUCUGCCUGCCUACCCAAUUUAUGGUUAUGAAGAUCUCCAGAUGCUUCAAUCCAGGCUGCCAAUGGUAAGUAAAUGGCUUGGUUUAUUUAAUUUUAAACAAGUUAUCCUCAGUGUUGAUCAUUUGUGCAACACAAAUUAGUUCAUUUGAUGGUGAUUGAGAGCUUAUCCUUACGUUCUAUAUUGUGUUUUAAAUACCCAUAGUUUCUCCAGGUGGUGUAAAUUGAUAUAGAGCAACUGUUGCAUCAUGCAUUCAUCCAUCUGCAAAUUCUGUAAAUAGAAGCAA